Messenger RNA from Dictyostelium purpureum, 210 nucleotides. RefSeq lists its product as uncharacterized. NCBI's taxonomy places the organism in Eukaryota, Evosea, Eumycetozoa, Dictyosteliales, Dictyosteliaceae. Bases 1 to 210 code for a protein of 69 amino acids. The record is from RefSeq and is a predicted model, not a curated record. The transcript is spliced from 2 exons.
AUGAAAUCUGGUGUUGUAAUCCAUAUUUAUUUCCCCAUCGGAUUUGCAACCUUCUGGGAUUUUAUAUUUGUAUUUGAUGUAUCUGAAAAUUCAUUUAAUGCAUUGUUGUGUCGUCAUUCAAAACGAUCUAACCCAUCAUCAAUCUUCAACUACCAUGAAGAAAUAUUCGAUCGUUGCAACCAUCUGAUUGAUUUAUUUUCUGGAAAAUAA